AUGUCACAAACUGAAACCACACCAGCCCAAGAGCUCGGCUUCUCCUUCAAGCAAGGCGUCAACUGGUCCGAAUACCUGGACUACCGCCCCGUCUACCCACCCUCAUUCUUCGAACGGAUCUACAGCUACCACGCCGCAAAGUCAUCCUCAUCCUGGUCCGUGGCACACGAUAUCGGCGCCGGCUGCGGCGUCGUCUCCUCCAGCCUCGCAGCCCGCUUCCCCAACGUGAUCGUCUCCGACCCAAACGACGGGUAUGUCAGUCUCGCGCGCAGACUACUAGUCGAAGAAUCCGCAGCAGCCACAGGAACAACCUUCCAAUUCCUGCAGGAAGGAGGCGAGAAGAGCAGCGUGCCCUCUGGGAGCGUUGACGUGAUAACCGCCUGCGAGUGUAUCCAAUGGAUGGACACGGCGGUAGCGAUCGCCGAGAUGGGGAGGGAAUUGAAGACCGGUGGGACCCUGGUUCUUACGCAUUAUACCGUUCCCCGGAUUGUCGGCAAUGAGCGGGCUCAGCGGGCGUGGAAGAGCAUCUGGGGGGUGUAUUCGAAGCGCGCGGACGGGCCGUUGCUAGACCAUGCGAUUCCCAUUAUCAAUGCCGCGCUGGAGUCGUUGGAGUUUCUGCCGAGUCAGUGGGAGGAUGUGAAGAGGGUGCAUAUCAAUGCGCAGGGGAGCUUUGAUAGCUAUCGGAUAGACGAGCGGCUUGCGGAGAGUCGGUCGGCGGCUUGGGAGGAGCAGGUGUGGAUUGAGGGCGACGAGGACUGGGCGGAUGAGCAGGGGAUUCAGUGGCUCAAGGGGUAUCUUGCGACAUGGGUGCCGGUUGUCCCUGAGUCGGACAUUCAGGAUCUCUGGGACGAGCUGGAGGCUGCAUUGGGGGGACAGAAGGCGCGGAUUGAGUCGCCGUUGACGAUGGUGUUUGCAACAAAGAGGGCGUAG
Aspergillus versicolor CBS 583.65 is the source of this 930-nucleotide messenger RNA. RefSeq names its product methyltransferase tpcM (gene tpcM). Gene Ontology annotation, molecular function: S-adenosylmethionine-dependent methyltransferase activity. NCBI's taxonomy places the organism in Eukaryota, Fungi, Ascomycota, Eurotiomycetes, Eurotiales, Aspergillaceae. The record is from RefSeq and is a predicted model, not a curated record. The transcript has a single exon. Bases 1 to 930 code for a protein of 309 amino acids.